Molecule: messenger RNA, 705 nt
Organism: Colletotrichum paranaense
Lineage: Eukaryota; Fungi; Ascomycota; Sordariomycetes; Glomerellales; Glomerellaceae
Exons: 2
Coding region: 1-705 (234 amino acids)
Source: RefSeq, a predicted model, not a curated record
AUGAGAGUAAGUGAGCCUAUCGCGCGAGAGACAGCGGCCGUCGAUGCCCAACCUGUUGGAGCUGCCCUCUCCGCGAGUCCGCUCUCGUCCAGUCUGAACCAGUGGAUGCGGGAGGCAAGGAGCGAGAACCGCCAGGGCCGUCAUGUUGUUCGCAAGGGUCCUUUGGGGUGUACCAUGUGCUCACCACUGAAAGGACUCAUCUCACCUCUUGACUUUGUAUCUUUCCUUCCGUUUUUGGUCAUCACCAUGGCUUCGCCCAUCAAGGUACGAAGAUCCCCGUCCACCCAGACCCGGCGCAUCGAGGUCACGACCCAAAAGGCCCAGAACUCUGAAUCUCUUGUCAUCCUGCUCACCUCUGACCUCAUUCGCCGGUCGGACGCCGUCGUUCCCCCCAGCGGUCCUACACUGACAGACGCAUACCCGGCCACACUUCCCAACUUGCCCCCCCCCCCCCCCAAAAUGGCCCCAGUCAGUGAGCCACUGGGCCGAGAGAGCGCACAGAGAAUCCAGUCGGAGCACAUCGGCUGGACGUGGGGUUGGGUUUCGCUUCUGAGCAAUCGUCCACCUUUGAACUUCCAUUCCGUGACCCUCUCUUCUCUGUACUGGCUAGUAUCUUGCCCUUUUCUGCCCGCCCUGAGCGCGCGCGCCGCGUUCCUAUCAAUCCCCAGACUCUUUGCAAUUCGCAAGCCCCAGGUCUUCUUCUAA